CUUUGCAAUUGAAAUUGUGCUGUGGAGGCGGCGAGCAGCGCGCGCGUUCGCUAAUGCCAUGGUUACAUAACGACCGGCGCAGUUUGCGUGUUGCGGGGGGCAGCAGCAUAUUUCUUGCACUGGGUGAGGAGACAUACUGUGCAUGUGUGUGUGUAUAUUAUUAAAAGGGGAAUGAAACGAGACGAUUGAACUGUGCGUGCCUGAGUGAGUGGUGUGUGUAUGUGUUGUUUGAAGUGAAAGCACAGAGAAUCAAUUCGGCCUUUAUAAUGUAGUUGGAUCAAAUCAAAUGCCACAAAGAAACUAAACAAUGAACAAUUACACUCAGCGAUUGUUGCUGACGGUGUGGAGGAAGAAGACCACCCUUCUAGUCGCCGGUCUUCUCAUCACGAUAAUACUGUUCGGACUACAGUAUUCGAGCCGGCUUCAGCAGAACCGCAAUGGAAGUGCCGAGGAGGCAGACAGAAGAAAUGGAAUGGUGUUCGUCGAGAAAACUACCAAAGCGAACGAGGUCAGUUUGGAAAGGGUGCACAGGAGGAAGCAAAGCAGGGAGGAUCAGAAUGAGGAAGAGGAGCGAAAGGACGUGGAAGAGAAGCUCGGUAUACCGAACGUGAACCUGGACGGGCAAAAUCCGUACGUACCGAAACGGCGGAUCGUUCACUUCGAUUUGAAAGGCGCCCCGCCAAAAAUCGAUUACAUCAAGAGGAUCCUGCCGCUGAUAAAAAAUUUAGGUGCAACAGGAAUCCUUAUAGAAUACGAGGACAUGUUCCCAUAUGACGGGAGUUUGAAGCAUUUGGCAGCGAAGAACGCAUACUCCAAGAAGCAGAUUCUAGAGAUUCAGCGCGCAGCUGACGAGCUGAAAUUAACUGUUAUCCCUUUGAUACAAACGUUUGGACAUGUGGAGUUCGCGCUCAAGCACCGAGAAUUUAUUAAAAUUAGAGAAGUUCUUACCAGUCCGCAAGCACUAUGUCCCAGUAAGAAUUUGUCCUUGGAUUUCAUAUCAGAAAUGAUUAGUCAGGUAUUGGAACUACAUCCAAAAUCGAAAUAUUUGCAUAUCGGUUGUGAUGAGGUAUUCCAGAUGGGCGAAUGUGAACUGUGCCGAUUGGAACUGCACGACAAUCUCUUUCUUAGGCACGUCCAAAACGUGGCUAAUUUAGUAAUGGAGAAACGAGCUGGAAUUAAGGUAAUCAUAUGGGACGAUAUGCUUAGACAUCUGAGCAGUCAGACUAUGCUGGAUAUUCAGUUGGGAAGACUCGUAGAGCCUAUGGUUUGGGUGUACGCCGAAGACAUAUACAGAUUCGUGCAACCGCAAGUAUGGGAGAAAUAUGCUGCGGUAUUUAAGACUGCCUGGACAGCGUCCGCUUUCAAGGGAGCAUUUGGGGAGACUCUGUACGUGCCAGAUGCAAGACGUCACCUAGAGAAUAACCUGCGGUGGCUGGACGUGAUGGCGCAGCAAGAACGUAAUUUCAAAGACGGCUUCAGUGGUAUAGUCCUGACCGGUUGGCAACGUUACGAUCACUUCGCUGUACUCUGCGAACUCCUACCAGCCGCCAUCCCUUCUUUAGCUUUGAGUCUUCUAGCUGUCAGCCAUGGAUAUUUUAACUCCUCUCUAAAAUCUCAGUUCAUAGGAUCACUUAGCUGCCCUCAGCACACGAACAGACACUCGCCGUUCAUAAACCUUCUGGGUGAUCCAUUCCUUUGGGACAAGUUGGGAAGAUGCAUGUUUCCUGGUAGCCCAUUUUUCCGCCUCAUCUAUCGCCUGAACACCGUAGAGCUCGAAGCUCAAGACUAUCUAAGAACAACGACUCGCAACAAAGGCUGGCUCACCGAAUACAAUCUGCGUCGCAACUACAGUCUACCAUUGCGAAUCGAAGAAUUAACUUCCGAUCUGCCAAGGAUUUACCACGGCGUCGUCUCGAUUGCGAGAUCCGCGUUCGACGCGAUGAAUUCAAUAUUCGAUAAUUAUACAAUUUCGGAAUGGAUUGAACAAAGGAUUUAUCCUUAUGUUCUGCAACUGGAACGACUCCAGAACCAGUCGAAUGCCAUAAAAAACGUGAAUGUAUGGCCUGUCCGCCCCCUAUCACCACUGAAAGAUCUGCAAAGACUAGGUGUGCCUAUCAUAGUACCAUAAUCACAUAAUUUAAGGAUAAUUUAUGCGACUGAUAUUAUAUUUAUAAGUACAUUGAUGUUUAUCUUUUAAGACACAAAACUGUAAGAAUUCUAGUCACGAACCUUUAAUGUCUUUAAUAAUUUAUUUAAUUAAGGGAUCAAAGAUAUUAAUAAAACUAAGUACACUAUAAAGCAAUAUUUAUGUAAGACCACACUAUAAUUCCUUUGCAUUGUUCAAUUCAAUUAAAAAUCUCACAUAGACCACGCACAUUUUGAUAUUCAAACACGUGUAACAUAUUCCCUAGUUUAUUGUAUUUUA
This is a messenger RNA of Nicrophorus vespilloides, 2425 nucleotides long. RefSeq names its product hexosaminidase D-like. Gene Ontology annotation, molecular function: DNA-binding transcription factor activity; hexosaminidase activity; sequence-specific DNA binding. Gene Ontology annotation, biological process: carbohydrate metabolic process; regulation of DNA-templated transcription. NCBI's taxonomy places the organism in Eukaryota, Metazoa, Arthropoda, Insecta, Coleoptera, Silphidae. The transcript has 3 exons. Bases 308 to 2128 code for a protein of 606 amino acids. The record is from RefSeq and is a predicted model, not a curated record.